AUGCUUACGUGGAACGGCGUGUGGUACAUCUACGACCAGGUGGUCGGCAUCGGCCUUGCUCCCGCGCCGCCCGACUGGGCGCACGCGCGGCAGGGCGCGAUUAGCCACGCGCUCGGGCUGCUGCUGCUCGGGUCGCUCGGCGCGCUGCGCAACAGCGUCGCCGCACCGAUGGUCAUCUCCUCGGACGCCGUCGCGCCGAUCUUUGGCGCAGGUGUCACGGCGGGCGUGGGCACUUGGCUCAACCCGUUUGAGAGGCUGAAGCGCCCGCCCGCGGUGCAGUCGCGCGGGGACUGGCACCGGGCGGUGGGCGUGCCAAACAUGUGCAAAGGCGAUAACGCGGGCUUCGAGGACGUCCGUUGGCGUGUUGUGCGCAGUGAAACCACCCCGGGGCCAACCGUCUUCGGUUUCGUCGCUUCCAACGUCCGUUUCAACACGCGCUCGCGCGCUCGCGUCUGCUGGCGCCCAGAGAACAUGUUGCACCACAUGCUCCCGGCGGAGCCCAACUGCUUGCACUCGACAAGGCAGUCCAUCCACUCGCGGCAGCUGAAGUCGAACUUCCACUCGAUGCGGCUCGCGCCGGAUUGUGAGCUCGGCGAGCGAGCGCUGCAAUUGCGACCGCAGUGGCUCAGCUCAGCCAGGGCUCGCUCGCCCGAGCUCGGAGCCGCCGGCGGUCAUGGGCAGCAACAAAGGUUUGACGCGUCGCUCGGUGCAGGAGGGCAAUGCAGUGGAGGUGCAGUGGCCGUCCGGCGCGCGCGCGAUGGGCUGCAGCUUCAUUGGCAGCUACCAGAGCGCGUCUGGAGCGCUGCCAUUGUGUGA
Emiliania huxleyi CCMP1516 is the source of this 816-nucleotide messenger RNA. RefSeq lists its product as hypothetical. The transcript is spliced from 4 exons. The record is from RefSeq and is a predicted model, not a curated record. The coding region runs from base 1 to 816 and encodes 271 amino acids. NCBI's taxonomy places the organism in Eukaryota, Haptophyta, Isochrysidales, Noelaerhabdaceae.